Colius striatus (speckled mousebird) is the source of this 3569-nucleotide messenger RNA. Its product is annotated as guanylate-binding protein 1-like. Lineage: Eukaryota; Metazoa; Chordata; Aves; Coliiformes; Coliidae. The coding region runs from base 263 to 2104 and encodes 613 amino acids. Gene Ontology annotation, molecular function: GTP binding; GTPase activity. The transcript has 12 exons. The record is from RefSeq and is a predicted model, not a curated record.
CUUGUGCUGACAGCUAAAGAAAGUCUCACUGGAGAUGACAAGGGGAGGGCAGCCUGGGCUGCAGUGACCAUGAGAUGGUGGAGUGCAGGAUCCUCCAGGGAAGCAGGACACAAGGCAGGGCUGCAGCCCUGGACUUCAGGAGAGGAGGAGAAGGAGCUGCUGAGGGUGCAGCAUAACAGGCAGAGCAGGAGCCAGGCUGCAGCUGAGCUGGAGCAGCCCAAGGCAGGUGACACUGCUGACUAGGCCACCUUUGCCCUGAGCCAUGGCAGCUGAAACCCCCGUGUCAGAGCCCAUGUGCCUGAUUGAGAACAGCCAGGAGAAGGGGCUGGUGGUCCGUCAGGAAGCCCUGCAGGUGCUGUCAGAGAUCACCCAGCCCGUGGUGGUGGUGGCCAUCGCAGGGCUGUACCGCACUGGCAAGUCCUACCUGAUGAACAGACUGGCUCGUGAGAGGAGAGGUUUCUCCUUGAGCUCAACUGUGCAGCCCCAGACCAAAGGUAUCUGGAUGUGGUGCCUACCUCACCCCUGCCAGCCUGGACACACGCUGGUGCUGCUGGACACUGAAGGGCUGGGUGAUGUAGAGGGAGACAUCCAGAAUGACACGUGGAUCUUUGUGCUGGCCGUGCUGCUCUCCAGCACCCUGAUCUACAACAGCAUAGGCACCAUUGACCAGGAAGCCAUGAACAAGCUCCACUAUGUCCUGAAGCUGACUGAGCUUGUCAAGCUGAAAGCAGCACCCCAGAAGAGCAAAAAUGAACUGAAGGAUUCAGAUAAGUUUGUCCUCUUCUUCCCAACAUUUGUCUGGGCUGUGAGGGAUUUCACUCUGCAGCUGAGGAGGAACGGGCAGCCCAUCUCUGAGGACGAAUACUUGGAGAACGCCCUGAAGUUGAAGGCUGGUACCAGCCCAGAGAUCCAAAGCUACAACCAGCCCCGGGAAUGCAUCCGGCAGUUCUUUCCAGGGCGCAAGUGCUUUACAUUUUGCCCACCAGCCAAUUGGAGGGACCUGGAUCGCUUGGAAGAGCUUCAGGAUGAUGAAAUUGACCCUGAAUUCCAGAAGCAGGUGGAGAAAUUCCGCAGCCACAUCUGGAAAACGUCUCCACCCAAGAGUGUGCCCGGUGGGCACAUCAUAACCGGGAUCCUGCUGGGGAAGCUGGCAGUGACCUACGUGGAGGCCAUCCGGAGUGGGGCCGUGCCGUGCGUGGAGAGCGCGGUGCUGGCCCUGGCAACGGUGCAGAACACGGCCGCGGUGACAGAGGCUGCGACCUUGUACCAGGCUCUGAUGGCACAGAGGGUGAAGCUGCCCACAGAGACUCUUGAGGAGCUGCUGGAGCUGCACAGCCAGUGCGAGCGGGAGAUGCUGGAGCUGUUCAUGGCACGGGCGUUCGAGGAUGACAUUAAGACUUUCCAGACACAGCUCUUACGUCAGGUACAGGAAAUCAAAGGAAAGUUCUUAAAGGACAACGAGCAAGCAUCCCGUGAAAAGUGUGAGGCAGCUCUCAGGGACCUCUCCCAAGACACAGAGAGACAGAUCAGAGCUGGUGUCUACAGAGCUCCAGGAGGUUACCAGCUCUUCAAAAAAGACCAGCAGGCUCUGGUCAAGAGAUAUCAGGCACUGCCUGGCAAAGGAGUGAAGGCUGAUGCUGUCCUGCUGGAAUUCCUGCAAAGCAGAGAGACCCUGGCUGAAAAAAUCCUCACUACAGACCUUUCCCUGGCAGAGGAGGAGAGGAAGAUGAGAAGUUCUCAAGAGCAGAAUGCGUUAGCUGAGCAGAAAAAGCAUGUCCAGACAAAGCAGGAGACAGAAAACCAGCAGAAGUCACAGAGCAACGCACGGAGUUUGGAAGAGAAUGCGAACUGGCUGAGAAAGAAGCUGGAGCUCAGCUGUGAGACACAUCUGCAGGAGCAUGAUAAUAUGAUCAGACUAAAAUCAGAGGAGGAGGAUGCGCUGCGCAGAGAAGGCUUCUAUGAGAAAGCUGAGCACAUGCACACAGUGCAAAUUAAACUGGAGGAGGAGAAAACAGGCAUCCAGUAUAAGUUCAAAAAAUGGAUCAGUAUAUUGGUGCCAGCUGUCGUAGCCGUGGGCAAGGCUGUACUUGCGCUUUUGAAAUGAUCAGCUUUAUAAACCCCCGUAGUCAACGAGCAAAGGAGCUGUGUGGCGUGGAGACACACACGUUCAAAUCAAGCAGCUGAAGAAGAAAACCAGAUUUAUCCUCACCAAAAUGAUCAAAUAUUCUAAGACCAAUGGGCUAUAGCUUCCACAUGUUGACUCCUGUCAUCGUGUCCAACUCCAACUUUCAACUCCAUUUUGGGUGUGUGUGUGUUUUUUCCCCAUGAGUGCAGAAGUGCCAGAGUGUGUUGUGUCCCCACAUCCCACCCUGUUCAACUGAGAAAGUCCUUGCUGCAAGAUGCAGAGCAGGGAGGUGACUCCACGCUCACUUGUACCCCGCUGUCUCAUGCUUUCAUGCCAGACGCAGAGCUCAAGCCAAAGCAUUUGUGGUGCCAGGUAGUCUGAAAGUUAAAGGUAAUCCUCUUUAGGUAAAUUGGGAGGAUGUUGCUGAAGAAUUUGAGCUCUUUUCCUGUUGCUUAUUACGAUGAGCUUGUGUGGAGCCGCUUUUGGCUUGGUAACAGGGGGAGGGGGCUGCAGUGCUGGUCCCUGGAAGCAGUUCUCCAAACAUCCCCUGGCUCUGACUCACCUGCAGCCCAGCCAGGCCAGUCUGGCUCCUCUGCAUCAGCACUGAAGAAAGACAAUCUGAGCCAGAAGAGGAGGUGGAGGAGUGGCACAAGAAGGAGGUGACCUCAAGGACCCCACAGUCAGAGGAGGAGGAAGGAAGGAGGAGCACUGGACCAGAGACCCCUCUGCAAGCCGUGGUGAGAAGGCAGCUGUGCCCCUGCAACCCAUGGAGGGCAAUGGCAGGGCUGAGAGCCACCAGCAGCUCUGAGUGAGUGACCCCAAUAGGCAGAGAGUGUGUGAGGAGAGGCCAUGGAACAGGCCGUGCUGGAGCCUGCAGGUCCCAGUGACACACACAGGAGGCUGAGAGGGAUGAAUGCACAUGGAGCGGCCUGAGAGGGGCUGCUAGGUGUGUGAGGGACCCCGAGGCGGAGCAGGGGCAUGGCCAGGAGUCACCUGCCUUGGGGAGAGACAAAUGGCAGGAGCCAUGGGGAAAGGACUGACUGCAACCCCCAUUCCUUUCCCUCCCGGAGCUGUUCAUGGAGAAAGACACAGGGGUCAGGGCUGUGAGCCUGGGGAGAGGGGAAGGAUGGGGGUAAGGUGGUCUCAAAGGGCUGGUUGUGCUCUUCAUCAUUGUGCCACUCUGUUGUUUUGUAUUUGUUACCUUUUUUUGGUUUUCAUGGUUUUGGUUUGUAGUGGAUUAAAUGGUGUUUUGUUUUUCUUCCCCACUGCAGUAGUCCUGUCUGGUUUGCCAGGGGCUGGAAGUGGCAAUGCAGCCCUCCCUCUUCUUAGGGGAUUCCACAGCCUCUUACGGUUCUUAUGGUGGAUUGGGAUCCUUUUGUUUCUAGAUGGGCCUAAACCAUGACAUAAAUGCAUUCAGCCUCAACAGGGCUGGUGACAACACUGA